ACAAGGCAUUGUCAUCUGUAAAUCCGCAGGGUGAAAAAUCUUAGAGAGGCUUUAGAAGAAAAUGGCAGCAGAAGAGGGACAAGUUAUCAGUUGCCACACUAUCGAUUCGUGGAACGAGCAACUUCAAAAGGGAAAUGAAUCGAAGAAGCUGGUAGUAGUUGAUUUCACAGCUUCAUGGUGCGGACCAUGCCGCUUCAUUUCACCUUUCCUGGCAGAAUUGGCCAAGAAACUGCCCAAUGUUACCUUUAUCAAGGUGGAUGUUGAUGAACUUAAGUCGGUUGCGACUGACUGGGCUGUGGAGGCCAUGCCAACCUUCAUGUUCCUCAAAGAGGGUAAGAUUGUGGACAAGGUUGUGGGAGCAAAGAAGAUACUCCAGCAGACAAUUGCAAAGCAUAUGGAAACUGCUUCUGCAUAAUGAUGAUAUUAUUUAUAUAUAUAUAUAUAUAUAGAGAGAGAGAGAGACCUGAAAUAUGUGGCUUUUUUAAAUCUAGUGCUAUAUGGACUGUAGCGGUGUUGGAUGAAUCU
Carica papaya (papaya) is the source of this 525-nucleotide messenger RNA. It is a transcript of the gene TRX1, whose product is annotated as thioredoxin H-type 1. Gene Ontology annotation, molecular function: protein-disulfide reductase activity. NCBI's taxonomy places the organism in Eukaryota, Viridiplantae, Streptophyta, Magnoliopsida, Brassicales, Caricaceae. The record is from RefSeq and is a predicted model, not a curated record.